Talaromyces atroroseus is the source of this 207-nucleotide messenger RNA. RefSeq lists its product as hypothetical. The coding region runs from base 1 to 207 and encodes 68 amino acids. The transcript has 2 exons. NCBI's taxonomy places the organism in Eukaryota, Fungi, Ascomycota, Eurotiomycetes, Eurotiales, Trichocomaceae. The record is from RefSeq and is a predicted model, not a curated record.
AUGGCACCAGUUGAUCCAUUAACGGUCCAACAUGGCACCCGCCUAGUCGCUCAAGUUAGAGUUGUUGUCCAUACCUUGGAUGCUGCUGGGGCUACUAUAAGCGAUAACCAUUGGUCUAUCUAUCUGGUUCUUGCAGACAAUAUUGGCUCUAUUAGCAUCAAUAUGAGGGCAGAGUCAAUCGAAGGACUUAACAUGCAAAUUGCAUGA